AUCGAUAAACGUAACACGUUGAAGUUCCCUUCCCCACUAACGAAAUACUGGAACUUUCACUACUACCUUAUGGUUGUACCAUAAUUUUUGUUUUUCUCAUUUCUUUUUACCAGGAACAGGACGUCGUGGGUCGAAAUCAAGACCUUAUUUCGAACCAGGAGUCAUUCUACUGUCCACUAAAUUGAAUACGAUGGCCUCUGACGCAAAAGUUACGUUUAAAAUCACACUGACAUCGGACCCGAAACUUCCGUUCAAAGUGUGAUAUUUAAGGAUCUCAGUUGUGAAGAAUGGGAAAGAAACAUGGAUUUAUAAAGCCGAUUUUGUUGGAUACUAUUGUUGAAUAGGCAGAAAAUGGUAGUGUUUAAAUGUCUUCAAAUUCAGAGGCAUUGGUCGAAGAUAUUUUCGAAUUUAUAAAGUCAAUAAUCGUUUUUAUACAGUUGGCGUCAGUUGAGAGUUUGAGAGCAGAUGAGAUAGAUACACUUUUCAAUCAGGGGUUUUAUGUUGAGACAAUUUAUACACGUUUUAAACUCCAAGGUCAGGUGGAGCAUUUUAAUGAGUCAAUUUCCAACUAUUUCUCAUUAAAUAACAUCACAUUACCACUGCACAUUAACUUGGAAAUCUUAUGCGACUUCAUUUUAGCCAAAUUUUUGAUACCAUCAGUUCCUAAUGAUUUAACGAGAAGUGCCAUUCGAACAUAUUUAAAACUCUGCAGUAAAGAAAGGUUUAAUCAAGCUAUUCAACACCUUUCUGAAUUGAGACCUUUAUUUUUGUCAGUCUCGAGCUUGUAUCAUCGGUCAUUUAAAGAUGUUGAUAUUGAGAGUGCAAUUUUUAUAAAAUCAUGGACAAAAAUUAUUGAAUAUCGUUCAGAAGGCAGAAAAGAAGUUGAGUCGAUAAUGACUCAAAUGAUCAAAGAACUUCAAUGUUCAGAAACAAUUUUAUGCAUUUUGUCGAAGAGCAAUGCCAUCAUUCAAGAGUCUUUAAUCAAACAAUUAAAUUCAGUGUUUGAUCAUGAAAAUGAACUGCCUAUUUGGGGUAAUUUGAUUUUUUCAGAUCAACUAGUUAAUGCUUGCAAAGCUUAUCCAGAAAGUACAAUUGUCGUUUUUAAAAUAUUAGGAUUUUUUAGUUUAAAUCAAACCAGGAAUACAAAUUCUGCCCAAUCUAAAACUCACAUUUAUGAAAUCGUAAAAGAGUUAUAUGCAAUUAAAAACCUCAAGUGUCUAGUUUUAGAACAAAUUAUGCGUAACGUUAAUAAAUUUGAUUCAGAAUUUUGGUCCUUCGUUUAUAAAAAAGUUAGAUCUGAUAGCUGAAGUUUUUUUA
This is a messenger RNA of Cimex lectularius (bed bug), 1317 nucleotides long. It is a transcript of the gene Ufm1, whose product is annotated as ubiquitin-fold modifier 1. The record is from RefSeq and is a predicted model, not a curated record. Gene Ontology annotation, biological process: protein K69-linked ufmylation. The coding region runs from base 366 to 1307 and encodes 313 amino acids. The transcript is spliced from 3 exons. NCBI's taxonomy places the organism in Eukaryota, Metazoa, Arthropoda, Insecta, Hemiptera, Cimicidae. Gene Ontology annotation, cellular component: nucleus; cytoplasm.